Molecule: messenger RNA, 20904 nt
Organism: Amoebophrya sp. A120
Lineage: Eukaryota; Dinophyceae; Syndiniales; Amoebophryaceae
Source: the annotation of a GenBank genome assembly
UUUUUUUUUCAGUAUGUGACACAAAGCACUCUCUCUACGGAAAACAAACGCUAAAGCGACGGCCUAUUGCGAUAUUGAACAACUACAACUUCAACUAAAUUUACCUUUACAACUUUUUCACGAUUACACUACUGCCAUAAUAACUGGAAUUUCUGUACACAAACUUUUUGGUCCCCGACUUUACCCAACCUCCCAACAUAACCUGUGAAGACAUUCUCAUUAAAAAAAGCCCCACAUCACUUUGACCCACAGCACGACCCAAGAAAACACGCAUAGAAAUUAUUCCCUCACCUUAUCGAAAAAUAAAUGCCGCUCGACGGCGAUGAGUCGGACCACACCGCCCAGCCGGAGGAGCUGGACUUGCUCUACGAUGAGAAGGGCGAGCUCCAUCCCUGGCUGUUUGCGGAAACGGACACCAAUGGCAACACGGUUAUUUACCAAAAGUCCGCCCCGCCGGCCUCCUUCAAGCCGACCACGCGAGGGAUUCCCGGCGGGAUCAAGUCCAGCAAGAAGGGCGACCAAGCGCUGCAGAAAGAGCUCAAUGAGACUCGCGACCCCGGCGGUCGGGAGAAAAUUGUGCUCGGCGCGGAGAACCGGAUCGUCGCGAGUUCCGACCCGGUGGGCACCUCUGUUGCCCCCGAAGAACAAAGCAGGAAGAAGCCGGGCUGGAGCCGGAACACCGGGCCCCCGCCGUGGAAGCAGUAUCAAAUGCAAAAAUGUCUGGGUCUGGAAGAUUCUGAGACUUGUCAUGCAUGUUUUGCAUGACCCAGGAUGUCUGUAAUGCACGAACUAGCAUCACAGAUUUUUCGAGGGCUUUCUGAUGCCUACUCCGCAUGACAAACGCCCUCUCCGCGUAGCACGAACUAGACUCCUCUUGCUGGUCAUGCUAUACAGAUUUUUUUAGAGUCCAAAGUUAGCAUCACAAGUUCCAACCUUCCCGACCCAGACAUUUUUGCAUUUGAUAAGCAGACGGACGAGGCCAAGGUGAACAUGGACAACAUCGCUGCGCGCGGCGGACCCACGAAGAAGCAGGUGGAGGAGGCGCGGACGCGACGGUUGGAGCUGAAGUUCGGCGAACAGACCAGGCGUCUCCAGAAAUGGUGGCGGAACGUCGUCGCGCGCCGCGCGUUCAUGAACACGCGGUCGCAGAAGUUUAAGGACCGGCUCGCGCAGCAGGAAAAGCUGGAUGAGGAGAACGCGCGGCGGGAGGCGGAGCGGAAAGAGCAGGAGCGGAAGCGGGCGUUAGCUAUGGCGGACGAGGACGCGGUGUACAAAAAGCGCGUCCGUGCGGCCUCCAAGAUCCAGGCGAACUUCCGCGGGAAGAAGCAGCGCGCACAGGUGAAGAAGAAGAAAAUGGAACUGGAAGCGAUGCUCAAGUCCGGCCCCACGGUGCUGCAAAAUGCGUACGACAAGGUGGAUACCGUGCAGCUCGGGUGGCUGUUGCGGCCCACGGCGAAGUCCAUAAGGCAAAGAAGAGACCAGAUCCAGGAGUGGGUCAAGAAAACCCACGCGCACGCGAUGCGAUUAUCGAAAACGGAGGCGGAACUCGCGCGACAAAAGCAAUUGAGCGAAAAGCACCCCGCGCUGCUCACGGACAGCAUGCAGCCGGUCGGCCACAGCUCCGCCGCCGCGCCCUCCGGGACGGAACCCAAUAUGGCGUUCUCAAACGUUACAUUCUCAGCUGUUACAUGAUUUGUCAUGCAAAUUUACCACCAAGAUCGCCACGAUUUAGCUGCUUCGCAUGACAAAUAUCCGAAGGGCUAAACAGCAUCUAAAUCUGUGCCAAAUCUGUAAUGCAAGAGGCGCAAUCUUCCCCCUUUCACUUUCGCCGUUCUUACAUUACAAAUUUUUGUAACAGUUGAGAAUGUAAUACUUGAGAACGCCAUACCCAAGGUGCACGAGAUGGACCGCAGGCUGCGGCAGUUGGAGGCCCGGCUAUCGUAUUUAAAAACGUCCCCACCCUAUAGUUGUAAUGCAAAUCUGCAUGCUGAAAAUGUUUCUUAUGCGGAGCCCCAUGAGAAGCAUUUUUUAUUCGUGUUUUGGAAUUUGUCAUGCUCCAAUCAGGAUCAUAUACUAGAUCUGUGAUGCUGCUGAACUAGAACUACCUCAAACAGCAGUACACUACGAGUCCAAAUUUGUCAUGCAAAACAUUCAAAGCUCGUGGAUUUGUCUAGCCGACUCCCCAUCUUGACUAUGGGUGUGGGGACGUUUUUACAUAGGAUACCGGCCCCACGACAUUUUCAAGGCGAUCCAGCGUAUGGGACAGCUGGAGCACCGGGUGAAGGAAGACGCGGUGCGGGCCAUGGAGACCAUGAAGAGGCUGGAGCAAGAAAGCUCCGCGCCGGCCGAUGUGCUGAAGCGACGACUACAGCAGGUCGAGCAGGAACUGCAGGCGUCGGUGGACACCCUGGAAAUCGCGCGAAACAUGGACAAAAAGCGGCUGGACGCGCUGGAAAGUAUUGUUCUGGAGGCUCUGGAAGCGGCACGGACCAGUGCUGCGGCGGACGCCGAAAUCGAUGAAAUGGCGCGGGUCAACCGCCGGCACAUCGUAUUGAUACAACUUGAUGCAAGACAGCUUUUUAGGUCUGUAUCUAUUGGUGUUGCUGAUUUGGAUGUUCGUAGAAAUACGUAGUCGUUCAUUUCUUCCUGUCAGAAGCAAGUACGAGUUGCUGCAUCUUUUUUGCUAAGCGAGUGUAGAACCUGAAAUCACUGCUUGAAGAUACAGAUUUCAAUGUCCCAUUUUCCUAUCAGGUCGUCGAGGGCGGUAAGCAAUACGCCGCCAGCCGCAAGAAAGGUCUGCGACAGCCAGAACCCGUCACCCUCGAGACGGUCGCCAAGGCCCGUGAGGAAGCCGAAGCGUCCGAUCCCUUUUCGAAGCUCCGUGCGGUGAAUCUCCCGGGCUACGCGAAAUCGCAGUCGACCCGCAACGCCGGUGGCACCGGGCCGGGCGCGGCUGGUACAACUUCUGAUGCUAAGAAGAACGCCAUUCACCUGACCGCCGGGCCGAACAGCGUUCUCUACAAGCUUCCUGGGCAGCAAGCCGCGGAACAGGCCGCGAUGGCGCAGCCGGAGCCGAAGUACCUCGCGCCCGCCGGCCCUAUCGAACCUUUUCCCCUGCAGCCGCUGCCGAAACGACCCUUUCACGAGGGGCAUUUGGAGACUGCGGACGAGGACCAAAACGUUGUGCACACAAACGAAUAUCUUCGCGCCGGAGGGCAAACGCACCCGGGCCAGGCGACAAGGAUCACGAAGCUGGACCCGGGGCACGUGCAGAUGCACAGCACGAGCCCAACCCGGGAGUCGAACUUCCAACAGCAGCAAAUAAAAUUCAACCGGGACGAGUCCGCGGCGAUGCGAGCACAGCAGCAGGGGAGAAUGCAGCCCCGAGAGUCGCGUCCGAGCCCCACGAGUGAGGCGUUCGAGCGGCAUUACGGUAGCCGGCAGAAGCCGACCUACUCGAACAAGAUCGCGAAACCGGAGGGGGAGCGGAAUUUCGGGCGUGGUGGGCCAGGAAUCGCACCUCCUGUCGUCGAAGAGCAAUUUGAGGAGGGCGUUGACCUGCUCGACGAGCACUUUGGGCUCAACCACUUAGCCUACAUGGCCUUGCCAAAACCAGCUGAAGAGGACAUUGACCUUGUUCAGGAGCCGGAAGUCGACCCGACCACCGGCAUGGAAGUGAUGCGGACGAGGACGCCAGAGCAUUAUCUGAACAAGAAGGCGAAGCAGGAUGCGCAGAAGAGACGUGUUUCGAUAAAGGAAAUCGAGGAGAUCGCAGAACAAGAAACCGAUAACCGGCCCUUGGUCGAAAACGCGGACGAUUUGAUGCGCAGCAACCGCUCCGUCCCCAGUCAAACCUCUACCUCGAAACGCCCCUGGGAAACGCUGGACGUCGUCAUUCCCACGAUGCCGCCACCGCAACUCUUCAUCCCCGCGCGGCAACAGGGCCCCUCCGCGUACGCGUUUGGCACGACCCCGAUGAAGGCGGGCGGGCAGGCCUCCUACGGGGGCUACGCCACGCAAACAAACGACAUCUUCGAUGCGAACGGACAGCCGAUCAGCUUCUACGUGGGACCGCAGUCCGCGAUGAGCUCCGCGGCCAGCACCGCGACCGAGGUGAUGAUGCGCCCGAAGGUGAUGCAAACAGCGGACGAAAUGCGGGAGUUUUGGGGAUUUUCCGCGAACGCGCUGAGCCCACAGUUGCUCGGGCCGAACCGGGAUUUAGUUCACGGGACCUACGCGGGUCACCUCGGUUUGGAGGGCACGCAGUACCCGCCCCCGAAAACCGCGGCGUCGAGCAAGAUGAGCCAGAGCAUGGCGGGGGACGAUGAGGAGGUGAAAUCCUCAACUAGCGAACACCAAAUGCCCCACACGCAGUUCUUACUGGCCAUGCAGGAAGAGCUAGAAAAGCGGUAUGAGGAGCACCUGGGCGCGCAAAAGCAAAAAGCGGGCCUGCAUCGGGCGGAGGUGCCGGAGGAUGAUGAUGGAGGGAGCUGUGGCCUCGACGAGGGUUCAACCUCUGAUCCUGAUGCGUAUAAAAGUUGUGCUGAAGCUGAUGCUCUUGAGUACUACGCAGGAGCAGGAGCUACGGAAUACUUGGAGCUGUUCUACGACUCUAGUUGCGACGAAGAAGAGAUCAUGGAGGAGCGAGAGCCAGGGUUUGAUGAAAACUUCGACACACGACCACUAUCACGACCCUCUACUACUACCAGCUGCUUUUUCGACGGUGAGCACUCCGCGACCAACGACGACGAGCCCGGUGCUUCCUCUACUUCCGCCGCGGCCAAACCGGAAAACACUAACACGACGACCCCGUCCGGCCGGCAGCUGCCCCCUGGCCCGCUUACUGCGCCGAAGGACUUGGUCCAGCCCGCGUUUUACCUGACGCCGGACGCCCGGUUGGGGCAGCUUCCGUACAGUUCCAUCGACGGCCCGAUCCAGGAAGCCUUGCGGAAGCAGCACCACGUCCACGUCCACUCGGCUUCCUCCGCCUUCGGGUCCUUCCACGAAAGCGGACUUUACACCGACAGUGCUGGACAAAUGAUAAAUUCUGCGAGACAAAACUCCCGCGCCAGCGCGUUCGGAUUCCUGUCCCCGACGAGUGGAAGUCGCAGGCCAAAGCUGCACACCAACGCCGUCGCCGAAGCGCUCGCGUCUCCAGUUUCCGUUGCGGAGAAGCUCGGUUUGGCGCCCGUGCCGAAUCUGCUCGGCGGGUCGAUCGGAACCAACCCGUUGGCCAUUGACACGAGUAAGUACCGGAAGCCGGUGAUUCAGCUCGACCCGCUGGACCAGCAGAGGAAGGACAUGACCGAGUCCCGGUACCAGGUGGAGCUGAUGCUGCAGCAGCACGCGCGGGACUUAGCAAUGGUAACGCAGACGAACACGGAUUUGCGUUUGAACAACAUGAGCAGCCUGCAAAAAAUCACAACUUCUUCCCCUUUAACCGGAGCUAGGGCUCUCGCUGCAACGGGCAGCUUGACGUCACCCGUCGUCCCCGCGACCGCGAUGACGACGAAUUUGCUUUACAACAACACAAGAGUCGGCUCGACGUCGCGCGCGAAAGCCGCCGUGCAAUCGGGGUUGCCGCUCCCGCCGUCCGCAAUGCAGCAGGUGAUGGCCCGGCCGCUAUCGAACAGCAAUUUACACAACAAUUUCAACGCCGGGUCUUUAGUCACCAGCCCGAACCAGUUUCUUCGGAACACAACAAACAUGGUCCUCGGGAGUUCCGUGCAAGACCCAAAUGCGUCUCUGCUCGAAAGCGGAGUGCUGGAAGAGGCUGAUUUGGAGGCUUCUAUUGAGCACAAGUUCAAAGAGAAAACGGCCCGUCUCGAAUCCGCCGCCGCUGCGCAACUCGACCUGCAGUUGAACGCGAUCGAAUCACAGUUAGACGCGUUGCAAAAGCGGAUGGAGAAGCACAAGGAGCGGGGGCAGGAGGCCGGAAAGCAGGAGCAGCACGCGCGGGAGAAGUUGCACAGCUCGGAGAUUCUGUCCUCCAUCGGGUUGACCGCGACGGAAAUGAACAGCAACGUUCCCGCGGGGGCCGCGGACGAUUUGAGUAUUUUGUCCUCCGAAGAAGCGGUUGUAAACCGCGCGAAGAACGCCACUUCGAUGGUGAAUGCGAAGGAAAACGUCCGGCACAACCCGCUUUUUGCCCAUGUCUCCUCGAAUGCGGAAAAACAGGACGAGGCGCGGGAGCGGGAGAUCCGGCAGAAGUUGCACGCCUUGGAGGUGCGGAAGUCGGAAAGAGAUUUAGAGCAGCGCACGCGGCGGGAACAGAUGGUGGCGGAGUUGGCUCUCGUCCGGAAGCAGCGGCUCGAGCGCGAAAAACGGGCGGAGGUGCAGUUAGAGAAACUAGACGCGGAAGAGCAGCGGGAGGAGUUGGACAUGGUGAAUCUGGAAACCGAGGUUGAGUCCCAAAAGCAGCUCCGCGAAUCGCACGCGAAACGGUUGAAGAACAAAAAAGAGAUCGACUACACCGCCAGCGACUGGAAUUUCCUGCAGACCGUGAACCAAGCGAACGCGCGGGACCGAGAGCAUCUGCAGGUCGCGAAGCAGCGGAUGGCGGGAAGGAUAAAGCAGAUCCAGAAGCACCGCGAUUCCGUGCAAGCGGACAACAUGAAAAGAAAAAACGACGAGGACAAGCGCGAAGCGGAGAUCGAGGCGGCGCAGAAGCGGUUGCUGGAUGUGUACAAGUCCGUGGAGGCGGACGACGGCCGCGCGAGGGACAGUCUGAACACCGAACUCCAAAAGGUCGAGCAGAAACGCGAACUCCGCGAGGCCAAGCAGGCCGAAAUCGCCCGGUCCCAGCUCGUGGAAGAGUCUGAGAAGCUCGCGCUCGCCCGGGCCAAGCAGCUGGAGCUGAAAUUGGAAGAAGAAAAGUGGGGUCGCAUCCGUCAGGAACACGAAAAAGCCGCGAAGCUCGGCGAACGGGAACAGUUUGAGCUGGAGCAGAAGAAACUCAUGGUGCAUAUGCAUUGCAAAAGUAUCGUACUAGUAUAAAUUGCAUUAAUACAGAUUUUGGCAAGAAGAAAAAUGGAAUUUGUGAUGCUGUGUUACCUCAGGAGGAAGAUUUGUCAUGCGUAUUUGCAAUUAGUAGGAGUGCGAUACUUUUGCGCAGCAUAGUGCACGCGCAGUUGCAAAUCGUCAAGAACGGCGGGGUGGUUUUGCAAGACGAAGCGCUCCGCGGCUUCCUCGACGUGGCCGACGCGCCGCUGGAGCGCGCCGCGAAAAUGCGCGAGCUAAGACAGUUGGAAGAGGCGACGGAACAAAUUUUACGGGAAAAACAGGCGACCGGGGAUCUCCUGCAGGCGGAAGCGAAUCUUCUGCAAAAGAAGGUCGAGGACGCGCGGACGGAGAGACUGCAGCUAGAGAUGGACCGGGCAAACUUCGCGAAGGAGAAAGCGCAGUACGACUUGGCUCGCGUCGUUGGCUCCGGCCCCUUGACCGGGCUAUCCGGGAGUCCCGCGUCCGCACACAUGCUGCCCGAAAUGUCGCACUUGCAUUCGCAGUUACUAGAGGCCCAGAAGGUAAACGUCGAGCUCGAAAAGCGGCUGCGCAUGUGGGCGACGCCGUACCUCGGGAUAGGCACCCCGGGGUAUCAGUCCUUGACGAACUCCACAUCCGGAGCGAACAUGUACAAUUUGUACAACCGGACUGGGAUUCCUCUGUCAUCCUCUUUUGUCCAAGGUGGGGGUACUACUGCAGUCGGCGCGGUAGCUCCAGGUAGUAGUAAUACCCAACCUCCCGGCUCACCUCUGUUUUCCCUCGCUAACAACAGCAUUAACAGUCCGACUUUCAUGGCUGCGAACUUAGUUUGGGACAUGGACAAGUCUUCGGCCUCUUUGAUGCAAAAAGCGGUCCUUGCGGCGGAAAAAAUGCAGGAGCUCCAGAAGAAUCUAAAGCAGUUGGAGGAGGGCCAUACGGUGGAGGUCGCCAGACUCUGGUCCCGGAAGGAGGACGAAAUCAACGCGAUUGACCGCUCGUACCGGGAGAGGUUGCUAGAUAAGCCGCAAAGACGGGUGAUCUUUGACGCGGACGCGGGACGGAAGCUAGACCAAGUGGAAAGGCAUUUCGAGUCGGAGAAACUUAAACUCGACUUCGCGUUGCAAGCGAAGGUCGCGUCUCUGCGGAUCGAGCUCGCGAAGCAAAAGGCGGCGGGAAAGGGGUACGAAGCGACCGCGGAGUUUGCGAAGAAGGUGGAGGAGCUGCAGGGGAAGUUGAACGUGAGCACUUCCAAUUGCAACACAAAGAUCAAAAACUUCGAACUCGUGUUUCGCGAGCAGUGCCAGAAGAUCGAUGAGGAACUGACAAAACAGCUGGCCGACCAGCAAGCUGCGGCCGCGAGCAACAGCUCGCUGCAGACGACUAGUUCCAUGCUGGCGGUGUUGGAGGCGAACGCGGCGAACAAGAAGCGCGAGAUGGAGCACAUGCUGCUCGAGCAGAAGAGGCAGCUCGAGCAGGAGAUGCGCGAGUCGAACCGGGAGUUGCAGAAGGAUCUAGCCGAGCAGAAAGCCCAGGUGAACGCGCACCUCGCCGCGAUCCCGCACCUGGAGCGCAUCGCCAUCCUGGAAGCGCAGUCCGCCGCCGCGGCGGAAGAGUACAAGGCGCAGGUACAGAGGUUAACGCGGGAAGUAGAACUCGCGCACAAGCAAGUGAAAGAGGACGUAACACGAAAGAUCGAGCUGGAUCCCGCGCAGCGGUCUUUGUUGGAGGCGAUGGCGGCGCGGCAGGACGAGCAGCUGGAGCAGCGGCUGCAGCUGGAGAAGCAGAAACUGGACUUGAUUCUGGAAAGACGCACGUCCGAACUCCAGCACGAACUCCAGCAGCACCAGCACGCGACGGAGAUGCACAUGGCGAGCGCGCAGGCUGACGCGCAGAUUUCGCAGGUGCAAUUGAAGUUGGAGGCGGCGGAGCAGGACCACGGGAAGCGGGUGUUGGAGUUGGAAAAGGAUUUGAAAGAGGCCCACAAACUGCUGGAAGAAGAGUGUCGGAAAAGAACCGAGCAAGAGCCCCUAGAGCGGCAGAAGCUCCAACAGGAACUGGCGGACAAAAAAGCGCAAUUAGAUAGAGACCACGAGACGGAGAAGGCGAAGUUAGUUGUGAUGCACAUGUCGCUGAAAGCGGACAUGGCCGCGGAGAUCGCGAAGCACCGAGCGGUGGCGGAAAAGGAAAAGCACUUGUCGAUCGCGGCGCACUCCGACAAAAUCUCCGACUUGCAGAAACAACUGGAACUCGCGAAGCAGGAGCACGCGAAGCAGUUGGACAAGGUGUUCCGGGAGUCCAAGGACGAGCAGAAGAAAAUCGAGGAUGAGUACAAGAAAAAAAUCGCCUCCGAGCCGGCGAAACGGUUGCAACUAGAGCAAGAGAUGCAGCACAAACUCGAUCAUUUGCAACAGCAGGCCGACGUGGCGAAGAGCCAUUUGCAGGCCAGUCAAGAAGCCACCCAGGCCCAGUUGGAAGCGACGCUCGCGCGCGAGAAGCAGGAGCGGAACGAGAAAGAAGCCCAAGCGGAGCGCGCGGAGAUCGAAAGGAGCAGUAAGGAAAUGCUCAGCCUGAAGAUGCGCCACGCGGAGGAGGAGCAUAAAGCGGAGUGUUUGCAGUUAGAACGGGAAAUGGCCAUUGCGCAGCGGAAACUCGAGGAGGAGUACGGUCGCCACGCCGACGCCGAGGGGAAAAUGGAUGAGGAGUGGAAAAAGGAGAUGAAAAGACAGAAAGACAUCCUCGAACAGCACAUGGUCGCCGACAAGAAAAAGCUCGACGCGCGCCUGAAAGCGCAGCAGCAGAACCUGCAGACAGAAAACGCCCGCGAGCAGGCUUUGGCCAUCGCGAAAGAGAAAGAGCGGGCCGCGGAGCACGAGGAGCAAGUGCGGGAGGCCGCGUUUUCGGAGGCGAAGCAGGAGGCCCAGAAGGACUACCAAGCGAAACUGCAGAGACUCGCCGCGGAGAAGGCCGCCGCGUUUGCGAAGUUGGAGGAAGAGCAUAAGGCGAGAGUCGCUUCGGAGGGAAAUCUGAAACAGGAGCACAUCGACGAGAUGGCAAAGCAGAAAGCCAAGCUGGAUGCGGAGAUGGCGGAGCGCGAGGCGGAGCUGAAGAGGUCUCUGGACGUGAAGAACGCAAAAUUGGAGGAAACCCACACGAAGGAAAAGGCGGAAAUUGACGCCAGGAUUAUGGAUUGCAAAAAUGUCUGGGUCUGGAAACUUGUGAUGCUAAAAUGCGGAUGAUGGAAACAGUUCCGAAUGCUACACAGCAUGACAACUCUUCAGAACGCUUUGUCAUAGGAAAUCCGCAUGAGAACCUGCGUUCUUGCGUGUACAAAAGUGGCUGCGACUUUUGUUGGCUAUGCAAUACAGAUUUCCUAUGUAUGGAGAGCUAGCAUUACAAGUUGCACCCAGACAUUUUUGCGUUUGAUAAAGAUCCGGUCCGAGCAACUUCUUGUCGAAGCCGAAGUGCAAAAGCACGAGCAGGAGGAGGCCUUGCGACGCCUCGACGCAGAGCACGCCGCCGCCGAGGCGAAGGCGAAGCGCGAGCUGCAAGCGAAGAUGCACCAGAUGGAGGUCGAGUAUCAGAGCAAGAUUGCCACCGCCGACGCGUCGAAACAGGCGGAAUUGAAAGCGCAGCUGGAAAAACAGGAAAAGCAAAUGGAAAACGGCUUCAAGGAGCAACAGAUGCAGCUGAAGAAAAACCUCGACGGGGAGCGCCGGGCGAUGCAACGGGAGUACGCGCGUGCGAGGUCGGACGCGCAGGAGGCCGAGGCCGCGGAGGAGCAGUCGCACCAGGCAGAAGUGGAAAAAGCGCGGCUGGAAGCCCGGUUGACCGCGAUCCAGGCGGAAUACGAGGGUCAAAAGCAGAAGCUUCUCUCCGAGGCGAAGCGGGACAAGGAAAAGGCAAAUUCCGACUACGCCGCCCGGAUCAAUCUCGCCGUGACGCAGCAAGAGAAAGACAAACUGAAACUCGAGCUGGAUGAACGCCUGAAGCAAAUCGACGCGCGCACCCAGAUCGCGGUCCAGGGUCUGGACGACAAAAACCGAACCCAGCGAGAGGACCUGAUGCGAGAGUCCCACGCCCGGAUGGAAGCCACGAACGCGCGCGUUGCGGAAGAGGCGAAACGCCGGGCGGUGAAAGAGGCGCAGGAGGUGCUGGAGCAGCAGAAGAAAGAGGUGAAACAGAGCCACGAGUCCGAGAAAAAGCGGCUGAAAGACGAGGCGGAUCAGAAGCGGCAGCAAACCAUUGAGUUUUACAACAAAAAGAUGACGCAGGACGGCGUCGACCGUGCGAAGGCGGAGGAGGAACUCGCGAAGGAAUUAAAACGGCAGGAACAAGAGGCUGACGAGUUACUGCACAAGCAAGAACUCUUCUUCUCCGAUUCGCAGGCCAAAAUUCAGCAAGAGCAUUUGCAGGACCGCGCGCAGGCGGUCGAGCGGGCUGCGGCGGACGCAAGGAAAAAGGCGGAUGAGAAAGCGAGACUAGAGCUCGAUUCGAAAAUCCGGCAAGAGAAGGAGAAAUUUGACACUUUUUCCAAAGAAGCCGAACUGAGAAACGAAAAGGAAAAACAGCAGCUGCAAGCCGAGUACGCCGCAAAAAUCGAACAGGAGGCGCACAAACGGGAGGAGCACGAAAGGGAGUUGGAGAGGAAAAAACUGGAUUUAGAAAAAAGCAUAGCAUUAGAAAAACAGAAGGCCGAGGAGAAGAUGAAAUCCAACCAGAGGGGGUUAGAGCGCGAGCAAGCUCGGACGCAGGCGGCCUUGGCAGAGAAGGAAACCGCGGAGCGGCAUGUGCGAGACGUGGAGGCAUCCAAGCUCGCUUUAGAGGAGCAGAUGCGGGCCGCCCGGAGUCAGCACGGGAUCGAGGAAAAAAAGCUGUUGGAUGACGCGGAAAAGUCGCAGAAGGAAAUGGAACAGCAGUUCAAAAAGCGGCUCGCCGCCGGCCAGGCGAGUGAGGCGGAGCUGGAACGGGAAAAAAUCGCACUGCAAAGGCGUGUGAAAGAACAGCAGGAAGACAUGCGCGCGGAGCUUCGCAAGCAGCACGACGACAUGGAGGCGGAGCACAAAAAGGAGCUCGCGGAAAAGGAGCGGAAGGCGGCCGAUAUGAACUGCAAAUAUGUCUUGGUCUGGAAGGUUGUGAUGCUAAUGUCCGAAUCAUACGCAAACUGUAUUGCGGAGCCGCGCAUGACAAGUUUCUGAGCGACUAUAUCUAGCGUUAAUCGCAUGUCAAAUUGGAAUUGCCUUUUACUUUUUGCAUGACAAAUAAGUGGCACUGUUGUAGCGCAACGAGCAUGACAGACUCUUCUGUAUGGUCGACCGAGCAUGACAAACUUGCAUUCUUCCAGACCCAGACAUUUUUGCAAUCCAUAGCCGAGGAAGCGAAGCAAGUCGCCGCGAAGGAAGCGAAGCGCGCCCUGGACGAGCAGAUGCGGCGGGCGAACACCCAGCACCAGGAGGAGCUCGCGAAAAUCCAGGCCGAGGCUGAGCAGGCGAAACGCCUCGCCCAGGACGAGCACGAGCGCGCGAUGGCGUUUGCCGAGGCGAGUGGACAGGAUAAGACGCAGCUCGAAAAGCAGUGGCUUGAUCGGAAAAAGGACUUGGAGGAAAAACUGAAAGCCGAAAAAGACAGUCUUCACGCGCAGCUCGCCGACGAGAGAGCAAAACUGGAGUCCGAGCACGAAGCCGAUUUGAAAGCCCUCGACGCUGCGGAGCAGGCGCGCAAGCAGAUCGAGAGGGAAAAGGAGGAAAUGGAGCAGAACAUGCGCAAGGCGGCUAUUCAGCAUGAACAAGAGGAGAAGCGGCUGCACCAGGAGGCGGAGGAAGCGAAAAGGCAGAUUGAGGAGGAGGCGAAGAAGCGGGAGUUGGACAAGACCAAAACCGCGGAGCAGCACGCGACCGAACUGGCGCAGCAACGAAGGGAGCUCGAGCAGCGGCUCCAGCGGGAAAAAUCGGAACUCGCCGCGAAGGUGCGGGAAGAGCAAGACAAACUCCGGAAAGACCAGGAAAAACGGCAGGAGGAACGGACGCGUCAAUUGGAACAGGAGAAGCAAAGACUCAUGGAGCAAGCGGCCAACGCAAAGUCGAAACAGGCAGAGGAGAUUGAUAAACUCACGCAGAGGGUAAGUGAUCUGCAGCUGGACCUGAUGAGGGAACAGCAGUCGUUGGUCGAUAAAGAGGAGGAGUUCUCGCAAAAAUUGAAGCAGGAGCACGAGCAAAAAGAAAAAGACCUCGCGCGGCUGCAACAGGAUCUGCACGACAGCCACAGCUCGCAAAAAGCAAGUAUGGCCGCGGACCACGCAACGAACAUCUCCGAUUACGAUUUGAAAUUGGAACAACUGAAACAGCAAGCGCGCGACCGCGAGGCGGAGCUGGAGAAAAAGCUGGUCCUCGCGCAGGAGCAACAACGCGCGCUAGAACUCGCCACGAUCCGGAAGGUGGACGAGGCGAAGAAGUCGCAGGAGGAGGAUAUCAACUCCAAAAAUGUCUGGGUCUGGAAACUUGUAAUGCUGCGUUGGGAAUAGUGCAUGCUCUGUAAUGCAGAGGCAAGCAUGAGAAACAAAUGUCUGCGCUUCUUUGUGUUGCGUUUUUCGCAUGACGAACUGCGUUUUUGCAUGACAGGCAGAAGGGUCUCUCUCUCUUCUUGGACACGCAUCACAAACUUUUUGGUCAUGCCACACAAGCAUGACAAAUCUUGCAAUCUUCCAGUCCCAGACACUUUUGCAUUUGAUAGAGGAGAUGCGGAGGUUGUUCGCGGAAGAGCUACAGUCGGAAAAGCUUCGCAUGUCGCAAAACCUGGACUCUCGCGUCAGUCAGGUGAUGGCCGAGCACCAAGCGCAAAUUGAGAAGAUGCAGGCGGAAUUCGGAACCCGGAUGAAGGCCGAACAGGACACACACGCGGAAGAGCACGGGAAAUUGAAGGAAGAAGCGGAUGCUGCGCACAAGGAACUCGAAGACGAAUUCCGGGGGAAAAUCGAGGCCGAGAAGCACCGCCAGGCCGAGCACGAGGAGGAGUGGGCCAGGCAGCGCGCGCUGUUGGACGAACAGGUGGCGCACGAGCGGAACUUGCUUGAUGCGAAGUUGAAGGACAUGGAGAAGCAGCUGCAGAUGCAGAUCGAGGCGAACAACGCGCGAGAUAGGUUGCAGGAAAUCGAUGACCACACGAAGGACGGCAUCGACGCCGGCAUGCAAAAACUGACGGAGAAGCACGAGGAGGCAAUGCAGCAAGUGAUUACCCGGACCAACUUGAAGUUCGCGCAGCUGAAACAAACGCACGAAAAGCAGAUGAAGGAGAUGAAGCAAGAGCAAAUGCAGCACCUGAACGACCCGACCAUGAGCGCGCAGCUGGAGCUGAAAAAAAUGAAAUUGGAGGACACGCAGGAAGAGGAACGGAAAGGUUUGGAGCAGGACAAGGCAAAACAGCUCGCGGAGCUCCAGCAAAAGUUCCUCACCGACCAAGACAAGCUGCGCAAGGAGCACGAAGUUGCGGCGAGGCUGGCGCACCAGACCGCCGAGGAGCAUCGGACGGUGCAGGAAAAGGACGCGAACAGCAAACACCGGCAGGAGCAGGAAGAAUUGCUGAAAAAGUUCGAGGAGGAAAAAGCCCAGCUCGCCGCCGCGCACCAGGUAAAACUGGCAAAAACCACUUCCAAGGAGGACAAGCAAAAAAUCCAGCAGGCUUACGAAACCUCGGUCACUGAUUUGGAGCAAGUUCUCCGCGCCAACCAGGCGGACUUGGAACAGGCGUUGAUAGCGAAGAAGGAAAAACUGAAGAAAGACGUGCAAAAAGUGAAGAAGGCCGCCGCGUCCGCCGCGGUGCGGGCUCUGAUUCGCGUGAAACCCGCCCGGAAGGUGGACGUGAACGACGCCCCGGUCGCCAUGCGGACCACGUCCCAGGCGAACCAGGGGGCGGUCAAAGCGACCAUGGUGACUCCCGGCCGCGUAUCAACUGCAAAUCUGUCUGGGUCUGAAAGGUUGUAAAACUUGUGAUGCUGCCUGUGCAUUCUACAAAAAUCUGUAUUGCAUGAGCAGCAACAGGAGUCCAGUUUUUGCUACUUACGCGGACGGGGAACAAUUUCUCAUGCGGUAUAGGCAUGAGGAACUACCCCUCGCAAUAAAUAUGUGAUGCUAGAGCAUACAUCACAGACAUGAUGGGUCUUCCAAAAUCUGCAUGACAAACUCCUACACUCAUUCAGACCCAGACACUUUUGUAUUUGAUACCGCGCGCAGAAGGAACUGAUCACGAACCUGUUCGACGAGCAGAACCAAAGGCUGCGCGAGUUUGAGGCGCAGGAGCGGAACGAAUCCAAGCGGCUGCUGGAGGAGAUGUUCCGCGAACAGAACGAACGACUCCAGUUAUGCAUUGCAAAAUUAUCGUACUAGCAGAAAUCGCAUUACAAGUUUCGGCAAGAAGAAAAGUGGAAUUUGUCAUGCUGUUUUACCCACCGGAGGAAGACUUGUCAUGCAUAUUUGCAAUUAGAAUUACUACGAGUGCGAUACUUUUGCGCAGCAUAACAGUCCCACCUUGCGGAAACCACCGCCAUUCAGCAGCAGUCGGUCACGGAGCAGAAUCUGCAAGAGCUGCUGAACCAGCAGACGAGCGAGGCUUCGGACUUGCGGACGAAGCUUGAGCAGUUGCAGUCGGAAAAGGAAAAACUCGAGGACAAGCUAAAAUCCCGCGAACAGCUAUCCAAGAAAAAAACGUUGUUAGUGUAAAUUAAAAUUUGUGAUGCGCAACAUGCAAGAUGAUUGCGUCUGUCAUGCUUGGCAUGCAUCGUAGGGUCCAUUGAAGGGCGUUUUCGCGUAGUAUCUGCGCAUGACAGGUUUUUGCUGUCAUGCCAGACAAAUCUGUAAUGCUGUUCCUCCAAAAAAGUAGUUAGAGUUGCGCCUACAAUGUUUUUUUCUUGGAUAACAGCUCACGAAGAUGAAGGCUCUGGAGCUCGAAGACCAGCUGAAACUGUUCGAGAACAAACUCCAGCUCGAAAAGCAGGCCCGCGCCGCGGAGGGACAGCAACGCGCGCAACUACUUGCGGACAAGGACCGGGCCUUCGAGAGCCUCCUCGCGGAGCACACGGAGCUGAAAACCUCGAAAGAAGCCGCGGACGCCCGGCGCGCCAACGAGGACGACGCGCUGCGCGCGGAGACGCAGGCGCAGCUGGAGGAGCGGCUGCGGGAGGAGGAAAACCAGAAGUUCCAGGAGUUGAUGGCAAAUCAGGAGAACAUGACAGCUAUCAACUGCAAAAAUGUCUGGGUGUGGAAACUUGUGAUGCUGAAAUGUGCAUAUACUGAAAGACUUCCCAAUGCAGCCAAGCAUGACAAGUUUUCCGGACACUUUUUCAUGCGCAGUUCGCAUGAGAAACUGCCCUUUUGUAUGACAGAAGGAGGUGUCGUUUUGUUAGUCAUGCAAUACAGAUUUUACAGGAAUGUAGGACUAGCAUCACAAGGUCAAUGUUUCCAGACCCAGACAUAUUUGCAAUGCAUAACUGCCGAGGAAUUGGAAAAGUUCGCUUUGGAGAUGUCGGAGCGCGAAAACGCACACUUAUCCCGCGCCGAACAGCUGGAGAAAGCGCACGAGAAAGCCCAGCAACUGAUGCAGCAGCAGCGCGACUACCAGCGGAAAGCCCGCGAACGACUCCUCGCGCAAUCCGCGAACCUCGCCGGCAUGUUUGCGGCCGGGGACGACGACGACGCGACCGCGGAGGAGCGUCGGAUGAUGCAGGCGACGCUCGCCCAGCGCAUGAUGGAAGCCAUGCGGACCAUGCAGGAACAGAUGCUGGACCUGCAAGAGGAGCACGACGACGAGAUCGCGCGGCAGAACCAAGCGCUGGAGGUGCUCCGCUCCACGCUGGAGGAGGACCGGCAGAAAUUCGAAGAAAAACAACUGGAGAUGGACGCGGAACACGAAAGAACCCGCGACCAGCUGAACGCGAUCGCGGCGGAGCGGGACCUGGCGGAGAAGCGGUUAUUGAGAGGAAAAAUCCCCCCUCCCCAUAUCGAAAAGGUAUGCUUCCGAAAAUUUGUGGUGCAGAUUUGUGACCACAAAUCCUGUCUGUCUUGCGAGAAGGCAAAUCCAGGCUCUCUGCCACUCUCUGCAGGCGAUUUGUAAUGCUGUAAGGACUAUAGGACAGCCGUCUACCAUGCUAGGCGCCUACACCAAAAGGCCCCUAACUAGGCUGGCGAUCUGCGUGCAGUCCUCUACUGCAAGACAAAUCUGAUUUGUCAUUUGUGUACGCUCUUGGCGGUCGGCUGUCUCCGGGUGUCCUUCCCAAGCUGUGGCUCGCGGCGUGGUGCGUUUGCCGGUGCCGACCCUUUUCUACGGAACGCUGUGGUGUCCUACUCUUCUGGCGGUCCUUCAAGAGCCCUUUCGCCUUCAUCCCAGUGCUGUCGUUGACAGACCUUGGGCUGAUAAUCCCGUUGCAGGAGGUUCGGUCCUUGGCGCGUCUUCGCCACCGGCAGGAGUCAGGAUGGGUAGAUGGGUCUCCUCGUUGUUGCUUGAGCUUGCUCAGGUCUUCGCUGCUUUCGGUGGCUGGUGGCCGCUCUUGGGUUUCAGGUGUGGGUCGGAGUUCGUUUGCCUCUCGUCAGUUUGGACGGAGUGCUCUCGUUCAGCCACCCCCCGGCGGUCGACUGUCGGCGAUCUGGCCCCCCCAGCUCAUGAUUGCAGUGUUGGCUGGUGAUGACGAGGUUGCGGACAGUUGACUUGUCAUCUGUCUGGUUCGCCCAUUUUGCUGCCACGACUGUUUGGUCCCCGGUCCCCUGAGGCGGGGGGAUACGGGUUACCUGGUCGGGAUGUCGCGCGGAAGGUGUCUCUCACGUCCCUAGCUCUUCGUACUCGCCGCUGAGUACAGUCGAGCGCCUUGGUUGAUCGCCACACUGUUUCAUAGUGCUGAAACGACCCGGCUUUCACUAGGGGGAGCAUUCGUACACUUUGUGCCCUCCGGGACUAUGCCUCUGCUUCCGUCUAAACUGAGGGGUCCACUUAUCCCUCUCGGUAUUCGGUCGCAGGGAAGGGUUGCCGGGGUCUCCCUCGCAUCGGUUCUCGAUGUCGGGUGUGAGUUUGUGACUGCGGGGGCAGUGGUUGGCUUAGGUUUGCGGAGUACAUCUGAAAAGAGGCUCCCAUUCCUUCUUCCAGGUAGCGAUCCUAGAUCGCCGCCACGCGGAGCCACCCCCGUAUUUCACCCCCAGGGGGUUGUGGACCUGGCAAAACCGAUGAGUUCGGGCUGCUGACUGUUCCACUUCUUCCGAGCGCGAUCAUGCUACGCCUCACGCCUCACGCCUCACGCAAAUCCAGCAUCACAGAUUUCCUUUGCGAGAUGGGGAGGGGGGAUUUUUCCUUUUGAUAGCGGUCCCAGGAGCUCCAGGAGUUCGUCUACUUUGGGUCCGACCAACCCGCGGAGUUUGGGCCGCCGGCCGCGGCCAUGGCCUCGCAGCAAACCGUGAUCGCGCAACCGAUAAUUGGCGCGAUGCUGGCGGAGGAGGAGAAUGUUGGGGAGUACAAGGCGUAUUUAGAUUCCGAGAAAGAGCGGCUGGAACAGGAGAAGCGGGAGCACGAGUUGGAACGCCAGCGGUACGACGAAAAGGUGUUUCAAGACCGCGUCAAGUUCGCGGAGACGGCCGAGCAGAUGGAGCGGGAGCGGAAAGACCACAACGACCGCAUGCAGGAGGAAAAAAACCGGAUCUCAAACGACUACCAGACCCUGCAGCAGCAGAUGGCGAUCUACGGCAGCUCCCUGAACGAAAAGCUGAAAGAGGUCGCGAAGCAGGGAACCACCAUCACCGACCCCAACACGGGCGAGAAGUUCACGUUGGAACACGUCGAGGAGAUCAAGCGCGAGCAGCAGAUCCUCCGGCAAGCGCGCCUAGAAGACCAAAUGCGAUUGGAGGAGCUGAAGAACCAGCGGGAUGAGGCUUUUGAAAAGCAUUUGUCUGAGAAAGACGCGCACCGAGAAAUCAUCGCGCAGCUGGCGCAGGAACGCGACGCGCUGGAGGACCAGCUAAACAGCACAAAACUGGAGCUGGAAAGCCAAGCCCGAGCUGCAAAAGACCCGGACGCCGGGAAAUCCUUGUUUGGGGGUAUGUCUCUGCCCACGACCGGUGGCGUUUCCGUGUCGUUGCCAGGAGCAGGAAAUAUGCCCUCCAUCGAUGUAAGCAACCCGUUUGGGAGUGCUGGUGGGGCGGCGGGUGAUGCAGCUUCUACUACUGCAGCGAACAAUAAACCUGCCGAAGAGGACAAGGACUACGCGAUCAUAUUGAAACACACACGGGAAACGAAGCAGCGCGCCGUCGCCCGCUUAGAUGCGUACAACGCGAAAGUAGCGGAGCUGAAGAAGAACGAAGCGAAAAUGUCCGAAAGCGAAAAGCAGAAGGCUCGGAAGGACUUAGAAAAGAUGGCGAAGGACGACGAGGCCAAGUCGCGGGAGGAGCUCGACGCACUGUUGAAGGAACGGCGGGUGAUCGAACUCCGCAAGGCCGCGGCCGACCGCCGGACCACCGGCCAGGCCGACGUCGCGACCGCGAAAAGCAGCAAGGAGCAAAUCGCGGCGCAAAACAAGCUGUCCGAGGUGGAAAUGCGGAAGCGAGCCUUGCUGGAGGAUCACUUUCACGACCACGGCGCGACCGCGGUGAACAGCAACUUGGCCGCGGAGUACGCGAACUUGCACCGCAAGUCGCAGAAACUCGCCACGAAGGCCCGGCCGGGGGGCUCGUCCGCGGCCACGAAGCCGCUCUACUACCAGGAGCGAGAGUUGCUCAGCGCGCGGAUCAUUAGCAACAAACUGGACCAGAUUGCUAAGGGGGAAAGUGUGUUGUCGCGGAAUAACUAUUUCGACUUUUCUUCGCCGAAUAUUGGGGUCGUGAGGAACAACCAUGGUGCCGUGCUGUCGAGCGGAGCAGGCAUCUUCGGUCCAGAGGAAAUACCAGGGUCGUUUGCGCAGCAUCAAAAUAUCAACUACAUGACCGCUCGAACAGCUGGACAAGAAGAUGAAGAUGAAGAAGAACCUCCAGUAGAGCAGCCACCGCCCCUGCCGCAGCCAACUCUGUUCGGACUCAUGAUGCGCCAAGAGGCGCAGCGGCAACGCUCCAUGUCACCGAACAGAAUGUAGUGAAACUGAUGGGUACAUCGUCAUCCUCAUCGUUUUUGUUUGAUUUUUCUUUUUGUGCCAUAUAAUCUUACUCCGUAAUCGUAACCCGACCCGAGACGAAGUUGAAGUUGUUCCAUAGUAAAGCCUACCCGCAAAGAAUAAAUAAAUAAGUAACCCAACCCACCGACUACGAUGAAGCCCAUCUUCGUGGUCGUCGCUUUUCUUCAUCGUGCAUCAUACAUCAUACUUCAAUUUAUUUUUCAUUUUUCGGAUUAUAGCAAGAGCAGUAGAACAAGAACAGCAGCUCGCUUGCGUAGUUUGAGUUUCAUAGCAGAGUAGUUUCAAGUAGAACAUGAUUUUAUUAUAAAGCACAAAAGUAGCAAGACAAAUUUUUUUUUAACAAUGUGACAGAUGAUCAUCGCCAUCAUGCAGUAGUAAUAAAUCCAGUACACGUAUUAUUCAUUGCCAGAUUUCCUCGUUUCUGAUUCGUGAUGGUAUUCGCUCGCUUAUUUAAACAUUUUUUGCAAAAAAGUAAGACGUAUUCGUUUUCAUUGACAUUGAAAUUUGAUCCAGUUCCUCGAGAUUUAUUGCGUACAUAGCACGUAUUUGACUUGACUUUAAUAUUUUAUCAACAUGAGCUCUAACUUUUCUCGUUUUGCAUACGAUUUCAUAUUCAUAUUACUUUCUCGCUUGUCAUAGACUCAGACCACUAUAUGUGACCAAUAUCAAACACAAUAAACUCAAAUCAUGUACACAUCUCAGGCAGCAUUGGGAUAACCUCCCUGCAUGCCCACGACAAAACACGCAGCAAUGCUGGAUCGAAGUCAAAUCCGACAAGAACACGACGCUGAAGU